GAUUGACAAUACAACACAACAAACUCGGAAACUGGACCGAAUGGAGCAAACAGAGUUUCAACAGAGUACGGUUCGUGUAGAAAUCGAAUACUGAACAAUACGUUGCCUCAAAACAAUAAAUAUUAGUGCCGUGCUCACUUCUAGAAACAAUGAGAUACUUCAUAUGUCACCCAAAUUCACCAAGAAUUUUGGCAGGCAAUUUGAGACUGCGAUGUGAUUUGCCAAAAAACAGCUGUUUUUCAAGCAACGUGUGCAACUCCCAACCACAAUGUCUUGAGUUGAGUCGUCUGAUCGAGGAACGUGUACCCGAAGCUCAGGUAACGUGCCGAACAGGUCGACGAGGUUCGUUCGAAGUGCAAAUCAAUGAGACCUUGGUUCAUUCGAAGCUCAGCUCGUUGGCGUUUCCGGACUAUGGCGAAGUGGUUUCAAAUGUGAUGGCAGCCAAAGAUGGUCAACCUGUGAAGACAGUCAAAGAACAACCCAUCACUGAUUGCGUUGUUCAGUGAUUCCGAAGGAUUUCGAGCCGUUUUUUUCGACCGAAAAAAAUGGACUAGUUUUAAGUAGUAAAAUGUUUGUUAUUCAAGCGCUCCACAAA
Molecule: messenger RNA, 595 nt
Organism: Malaya genurostris
Lineage: Eukaryota; Metazoa; Arthropoda; Insecta; Diptera; Culicidae
Product: migration and invasion enhancer 1
Exons: 3
Coding region: 150-506 (118 amino acids)
Biological process (GO): positive regulation of filopodium assembly; negative regulation of apoptotic process
Source: RefSeq, a predicted model, not a curated record